Erigeron canadensis is the source of this 603-nucleotide messenger RNA. RefSeq lists its product as uncharacterized. Bases 1 to 603 code for a protein of 200 amino acids. The record is from RefSeq and is a predicted model, not a curated record. NCBI's taxonomy places the organism in Eukaryota, Viridiplantae, Streptophyta, Magnoliopsida, Asterales, Asteraceae. The transcript is spliced from 4 exons.
AUGGAGUACUUGGAAAUUGCCGAUGAAGAAGAGCUCACUGAUGAGCUUAUCAAUGCUCCAGGUGACAGUAUCUGGUGUCGAAAAGAAAAAAAAAUAGCAACAGAAGUUGGACCCAAGUUCAGAGUCACCAUGAGAGUCCAAGACAGCACAGGCAGUGCCUCUUUUGUAAUGUGGGAUAGAGAAGUCCAGAAGCUACUUCGUUUGUCUGCCCAUGAUAUCCGUCAAAGACAACUGAAUAAUAAUGAUGAUGAGACUUACCCGCAUGAACUUGAAGGGUUGCUAAAUGUGAAAGUUGCAUUUAAGAUAAAAAUAGACAAAUACAAUGUGAAACAUAAGGGCAGUGCUUAUACUGUCAACAAGAUGUGUGAUGAUCCUAAUAUCAUUGCGGAGUUAGAAGAUGAAGAAAACGACAAUGAGGUUCAGCAACAAGAAGCCAUGCCAGAAAUUGUGUCAGCUCUUAAGCUUGUUGAGGAGUCGCAAGGUGGACCAGAUUCAAAGGAUGCUUUCUCUGUUACUGGCGAUUCUUUAGCCGUCGAGAUUGAAAAAGAUUGUGAGACCAGCCCUUUGCAAAAGCGACCUAAUGACACUCCAGGUGUUGAAUAA